This is a messenger RNA of Aspergillus calidoustus, 1683 nucleotides long. Lineage: Eukaryota; Fungi; Ascomycota; Eurotiomycetes; Eurotiales; Aspergillaceae. The record is from the annotation of a GenBank genome assembly.
AUGGGGUCUCGAGGAGAAGCCGCGCUGCUCCAGAAGCAGGGCCAGAAUCUAUAUGGCCAGGGUAACUGGGAAGCUGCUGUGAAAGCAUUUACAGAGGCACUAAAGUGUCCCGAUGUGGAUGCCCUCUCGGUGCUGGACAAUCGAGCAGCAACAUAUACCAAACUCUUGCGAUAUGACCAAGCCUUGAAAGACUCAAGACAAAUGAUCAAGCAUAAUAAGCAAGAUGAGCGGGGCUACCUACGCUGUGCCAAGGCUUUGCUCUUGGACGGAAAGCCGGAGAAAGCCCUUGAAGUGUAUGCCUACGCAUUAAAGUCCUUACCGAAGGAUAGCUUGCGCCGUCCGGUCGUGGAGUCAAUGCAUCAGAAGCUUCAGGAUAAGCUGUUAUCCAAGUGCUACGAUCCGUUCAGUGUAUUUCCAUAUGAAAUUGCAAGGAUGGUAGUAGAGCACUUUGACUUCAGGGAGCUUGUUGCCAUCCUUCGAGUCUCCAAAGGAUGGGACCGGUUCCUCUCCUCAAUGCGGGAUCUAUGGAUGCGCCUAGACUUUUCCGGAGCUCGCAGCAAGAUCCACUGGUCCUCUGUUUUAUCCUAUAUCCGACGUUCAAAAGCGAUGCUAACGCAAGCCGUCGUGACGAAUCUCACGAAAGCAUCUAUCCGUAAAGUCCUCGAGUACAUCAGCCGCUGCCCGAACCUCCAACAUCUUGAGAUCCUCUGCCCCUUCGGAUCAGAAGGUGUCUACGAACUCUUCAAGGGCUGCAAGCAGCUCAAAAGCCUCUUAAUUUCCGCAGAAACACCCAUACCCCAGUCAACCCUGACAAAUCUCCUCUCCAGCCUUCCCAACCUCGAACGCAUUGAAAUCCACAAAGCCACCAAAUCCCGCGAAGCCGAUGUCCAGUGGCCGUCAUCCCUCCCAAAACUGCAAAGCAUAACUCUCGGCACGACCGAGUCCGGUGUUACCGAGAAUUACCUCCCGGCGCUCUACAUUCCCCGAAUGAUACCCACAGAACCCCCGACUCCGACGCCUUUUGUACUCUCUAACCUCACCGAACUCCGCCUCCACUCGAACCCGCAAAUCUUCGUCCCCUAUCCGCCCUCCUUCAACCCCGCCGACUUUCCCCGCCUCCAGAGACUAGACAUAAGCGGCAUCUACGUGGGCGGCGACUUUGUCCUCCCCCCCAGUCUCCAGUUCCUGCGCAUCCACGGUGGCGCGGCCAUCGAGGCUCUUCCUUUCAUUCUCUUAGACGAUAAACCACUCCACCUCCCGAAUCUAGACACCCUGAUAUUCAGCGAUGUCCCCUGGGUUACUCAUGUGACGUUGAUGGCGUUUAUUGCGCAAGCCAAAGCUCCAAUCCGCGUGUUACAUGUGGACAGCUGUUUUCGGAUUACGGCGACGACGCUUGUUACGCUUCUUCGCGAGUAUGCGUUGCAGUUGAGGACGCUGAAUGUGGCGCAUAUUAUGGGGAUUGAUGAUACGACGAUUUAUUUCUUGAUCGAGAGGCUUACGGCGUUGAAGGUGCUUAAUCUUUCGUAUACGGAUAUUACGGGUGUGACUCUUAAGACGCUUGUUGAUGCUCAGGCAACUGAUGCCAAGGCACAUGUGGAGUGUGUUUAUAUCAAGGGUUGCGAGGGGAUCUCAUCUGAUGCUAUUGACUAUGGACGAUCAAGGGGCCUUGCCGUUAUUAUCUAG